Messenger RNA from Argiope bruennichi, 4197 nucleotides. RefSeq lists its product as uncharacterized. Gene Ontology annotation, molecular function: metal ion binding. The record is from RefSeq and is a predicted model, not a curated record. NCBI's taxonomy places the organism in Eukaryota, Metazoa, Arthropoda, Arachnida, Araneae, Araneidae. The transcript has 3 exons. Bases 399 to 2429 code for a protein of 676 amino acids.
AGAGCUGUCUUGACAACCAAUGACUGAAGAGUGUCGCCUCCUGUCUCUUUUGGAACUUCGAUUUUAAAACAAAGCAACUAAGUGAAAAUACUGUUUUCGAGAUUUCCGUUUACAAUGUUAAGUUUUGUCUUCUCGCAGAAAUUUGAAAAUAUAAUACUACUCUAAUCUGAUUAUUUGGUUUAAUAACAUAUUUAAACUGUUUCGUUUAUACGUUAUGUAAUAAUAUAAACAUGGGCAAGGAAUCCGGUAUAGAGGCUGCUCGUUUUAUUUAAGCUGAAAGAAACCUUCGUUUUAUGCUUCAAAUUAAAUGUGCUGUGUGGAAGCUUAUUUUGUCUUCAAAUAAUAAAUUCUAAAAUUUUCAUCUUAUGUGCAGAAAGUGUUGAAAGUUUAUUCUUGCAAUGAUGGAAGAACUUGACUUUGACGAUGAAGUAUUAUCAAUUCAUCCUGAUGAAGAUAUCAAGAAAAUUGAAUCUAUUGAAGUGGAUGUUAAUUCGAAUUUCGAACACAAUUCUGAUUCCGAUUCUGGCGAGAUAGAUGAUGAAGAAGAAGAAGAAGCAAAUGAUUUGGAGGAAGGGGAAAUAAAAGACAAUAGUCCAGUUUCAAAGAAGAAGUCAGAAAUUGCUUGCCGAUUCUUUAAACGUGGGAGCUGUGCUUUUGGAUCUCAGUGCCAGUAUCUUCAUGUUUCCGAUUCAGUUUAUAAGAUGUUUGAUACCAACCCACAAAGAAGAAAUGAUUUACAGUAUGGAGAACAUCAUGAUUUUCCUAAACCAUUAAUUUUUCCACCAAAUAUCCCACCACCAAGGCCGUUUAUGCAACCUCCUAUUUCGGUUGCCCCAAAGCCUGAUUUUCACAGACAGUAUGAAACAUGUGAAGAUAAUUGGGAGAAAGGUUUGGAACAAGCCAAGAUUUUGAUUCGAAAGGCCAACUUGAAGAGGAAAAGUGAUGGUUGUGAAUCAAAGAAAUUCAAUGUAAAAAAUAAUAAAGAGGAGAAGUUAAAAGGGCAGCAUUUUACAAAAACAAAUCUUGACAAUGAAUUAGAUUUUGAUGGUAAGAAAUAUUUCGAAAAGUCUUUGACCAAUAAAAGUUUACACAGAGAAGAAGCACAUGAUGAAAGAAGAUCAAAUUAUAGAUAUCAGCGAAGGUCAAAUGAUAAAUGGGUUGAUCCUUGGCGGAGGUCUAAAUCACCUCUAAAUAAAAAGAGACUGAGGUCUCUUUCAGGUUCUCCUCCAUCUCAUUCUAGGAAACAUUCCUAUGCAUCAUCAACUUCUUCUACAUCCUCAUCUUCAUCUGAAAUUGAUGACAUUUACAGAAGACCUUAUGAGAAGAAAUCACCUAGAGAUCAACAAAGAUUUGUAUCAAGAUCUCGAUCAAUUUCUCAAUCUCGACAACCAAAGAAACGAAGAAUAUCUCCAAAACGCUCUUUUAAUGAAAGGAGGAAUUCGAGGUCUGCUUCUAGGUCAUUUAGUAGAUCUCCCUACAGAAAAGGGGCCUUUUCUUCACGCACACGUUCUAGAUCGUCUUCAUCGUCCUCAUGUUCUGAUUGUCAAAAAAGUCCUGCUGUUGAAAACGAUGAUAUGAAAAGAAUCUCUGACAAGCUCAGUGAGCAGUUAUAUGAGAAAUCUCCCACUAGAGCUUCACCAUUGUUGGAGUCUGAUUGUGAAACUAGUGAGAUGACAGUAUCAUCUGCAUCUUGCACUCCUCUUUCAUCUGAUUUUGAAACAGAGAGUCCUCAUCACAGUCCAUCUUUAAAAAUUAAGGAAGAAAUAAUUGAAGAUGAUACGUCAUUCUAUCCAAAUAAAUCUAAAAUUUUUACUGAUCAGAAAAUUUCCAACAAAAAUCAAUCUAAUUUGUUGAGAAAUCAAAAUCUGAUGCAAAAUGAAGAUGAUGUAAAGCCAACAUUUCUCAAAAAAAUACAUCCUUGCAAAAACAAUGGCAAAAAAAUAAACAACUGGGAUUUGAAAACUGGUUCAGCUGAUUGCAAGCUUAAAAAUGCAUCUUCAUACUUUAACCCAGUUGAGAAACCUGCAUCAACUCCAGAUUUCUCAAAAAAUAAAAUGUUGGAUGAUCCAGAAUUAUUUUUUAGGCAUCAGGGUCCGAGAAAUUCCAAUAAUAGUUGUAGCAUUGUACAAAAAGUGAAACCUAAUAAACCAGAAGGUGCUGUGAUAGUAGCGCAAAAGCCUAAUAAUAAUUCAGAAUCGUAUGGCAAUGCAUCUAAAUUGGGGAGUGUUCGAAAACAGAAUAUUGUUUUAAAUUUGCAGCCCAAAUCUAAAGAUUGUUUUAAACCUGAAACUCUCAACAAACAGCAAAAUGCAGAUGAAAUGUCGACUAUUCACAAGAAAGAAACGGCUUCAAAAAGAGAACAAUUACUAAAUAAGUUGAAGCUUAUUGAUGAUGCUAUUGCUAGGAAAAAGUCAAGUAAUGCAUAUUAAUUUUAUUUUUGCCUUUAUUUCUUUGUUUUUAUUUAUUUUAGUUUGUGUUUAUUUCUUAGCUUGGGAGAUUGUGAAGCAAAUGAUAUUUUUGAUUAAACACUACUUAAUAUGUAAAAUUUCUUAAUUAAAUAUUUGAAAAAUAUUUCUACAGUUAGGAAGAUCUUUUGUGUAUGAGUCAUGUAUGAGUUUUGUCUUUCAAAAAAAAAAAAGGCUCUCUUUAAGUGUAAUAUUUUUAUUUCGUGCUAAAAGCCAGAGUUUAUGUGAUAUUUUAAGCAGUGUGCAUAUAUUUUAUUUAAUGCUGUCAGAAACAUGGUGGGAUUUCUUAAAAGAAAUAAAGAAUUCGUUUUAUCAUAUCCGUCCUUUACAAAAAAAAAAAAUUCUUUUAUAUAUAUCCCUUAUCUUUUCCAGUUUCUGAUGAAGUGCAGAAAAUUGUCAGUCGAUUCUCUCUUAAGGGCUUUACAAAGUUGAACUUAUUUUCUGUUUUUUAUUACUUCAUUUUUUUUCCGUCACUUCACUAUCAUUUUGUAAAAUAAUAAAUAUUUCAUUUGUUCUUCACUCUUUGCAAUAUCUGUUUUACUAAUAUUUUGUAUUGAAUGAUCUGUAUGCCUCUAAGGCUUUUCAUGUUAAAAAUGGUAUUUGUAGAAUUUUUAAGGCAUGUAUUUAGAUGUUCUAAAUCACUCGUUUGAUAUUCCCCAUUAAUUUCUUCUUGAAAUUAUGAUUUUAGAUAUUCAUUUUGUAUAUGUAAUGUUUUUUUAAUUAGUUAUUAGUUUUUAUUGUUCAUUUCCCUGCCCCAGAAAUAAGAUUUUUUUUUUCCCCCAAACCAUUGUACAAUGUGGUGUAAUUUAGCAUUGCUUUUGCAAUGGAGUUUAUUGUUUCUAAACAGUUUUGUUUUUUGCCAUAGCAUAUUAUCAGGUAUAUUUCUAAGUCAAUUUUGUGUUUUUGUUUUCUGUAAAAACCAAAGAUAUUUUUUUUUUGUUUCUUUUUAUAUAUAUAUAUAAAACAUUUACAAUGUGCAUUCAGUGUUGUAUUUGAAGUGUAACUGUGUUCCAAAUAUAUAAAAUAAAUGUCUUGGAAAAAAGUUAUGUGUUCAUAUGAAAGAAAAAAAAAAUUAAAUGUUGGCCAUAUUUUUGUUAAAUGUCAUAUUGAAGUAUUGUCAGAAUAGGAAAGUAUUGUCAUAUGAGAAGAAAUGAUGAAAAUGCAGUCUGUAAGCAUGGCAUAUAUUCAUGGAAAUAAUAUUUGAUUGUUGGCAAUUAUUACAUGUUAAAGUAUUAAGAGUACUUGUACAAAAAAAGAAAGAGUACUCUUUCUUGUUUGCCUGUUAGAUAUCUAGAAUAUGUUUUGUUUUGCUUUAUUCGCAAGAACAUUGCUUGCAUCAAAGCACAUAUCAUGACGAUCUCUACACUGCUUUCUUUCCAAAAAUUUUGUGUAUCGUAGCUAAUUUAAUAUACUGUGUUUCAUUGUUUGUAAUACUGUUGUGCAGUGAUGUUAUUGAGCUAAUAUCUUGUUCCUACAUAUUUGUGAAAUGUUUAAAAUUUUGCUUCUGGCAAAGUGCAUUUAUAUGUUUAUCCUCGGCAUUUAAUAAUAUAUUGUAGUGGUUGGUAUAUCUUUUAAAAUUAAUCUAAUUAUAAAUUACUAAGAGUAUAUCUACUUUCCUCUUCAAAAUAAUUCAACUUGCAUAUUAAGUGUUCUUGAAAACUGUCAGCUUUUGUGAUAUGGAAGUAUAUUUUGCUCGAUGUUUGUUAUUCAUUGUGAUUCAAAUGUAAAUAAA